AAUGAAUCUGAGGAGCUUCUUAUAUAUCUGUCCAAUUCCUUUAAGUUGCAUGGAAAGCGUAUCCUCAAGUUGCUCCAGAAGAUCUUCAGCUGGUUGCCCUUAGUGACAGUAAUCGACCACCGGGUGCUGAUAGUCCAUGGAGGAAUCUCAGAUACCACUGAACUCGCUCUGAUAGCUCGAGUGGACAGACACAGAUAUGUGUCUGCUAUGAAGCCCCCGAAGAAGAGGACUCCAUCCCGCAAAAGUUUAUAUGCAGAUUCAGACAAUUGUAAUGAGAUGAUCAUCUGUCAGAACAGAAGGGGCUCAAUGACCUUUCCCAAAACGUUUGCUGCUCGGGACAGUUUCCAGAGACGCUCCCUUCAAGACUUUUCAAAGACUGUGGCUCGGACGGUUGAGGAGGAGUUUGAGGUCCGUCGUAGGCAAGCAGAGUUUAGCAUGUCCAGGUUCAGCCAGUCUCACGGCGUUCUGAGCACUGCUCCGUCCUGUGAGUCUGAGCCAGACUCAUCUGAGCUCAUCGACACCAGCGAUGAUGAUUGGAAACAGAUUUUGGACCUACUGUGGAGUGACCCCAUGUCCCAGGACGGUUGCGUUCCCAACGAGGUCCGUGGCGGAGGUUGUUACUGGGGUCCUGAUGUCACCGAGGACUUUCUGAACAGACACAAUCUUCAGCUCAUCAUCCGCUCACACGAGUGCAAGCUGGAUGGUUACGAGUUUUGCCACAAUCGUAAGGUCCUGACCCUUUUUUCAGCCUCUAACUACUAUGAGAUUGGCAGUAACAGGGGAGCCUUUGUCAGACUGGGUCCAGAUCUCAUGCCUUACUUUGUUCAGUAUCAGGCCACCAGUAUGAUCCGAGGACUGAACUUUCCACAAAGUGUAAAACGCACAGAGCACACUGCUCUCAAAGUCCUACGAGAGCAACUGUUUGUGCACAAGUCAGAUCUUCUCAGUGCCUUUCAAGAGCUUGAUAAGGAGAACACAGGACUGAUCUGUUUGUCCGACUGGGCCAGUGCAAUCGAGCGAGUUCUUCACCUGGAUCUGCCCUGGAAAGUUCUUCAGCCUCAGCUAGUGUCCAGCACCACUGAUGGGAUGCUGGACUACCACGGCUGGUUCCGGGAUCUCGGCAUAAAAAAUCACAGCUCUGAGCACAUUGAGCAGAGUAUGCUGGAGACACUGUAUAAACAUCGCUCCACCCUGGAGACCAUUUUCAGAAUAGUGGACACAGAUAAUUCAGGUCUCAUCUCUUUUGAGGAUUUCCGUCAGACGUUGAAACUGCUCAGUGCCUAUCUGAAAAUGGAGAUCUCUGAUGAGGUCAUCAAUGAGCUCGUCAUCAGCACGGACACAAAUAAUGACGGUAGCAUUGACAUUGAUGAAUUCAUGGAGGCUUUUCGGCUGGUGGACAAAGGCAGACUUGAGAGAGGUGAAAGUCUAUUAAAGUUCAAGCAGGAAUAUCAGCGACUUCCUCAGGAGGAAGAAACCUCACAAAUUGCAGACUCUACUGGCCCGCAGAUUUCACAAGGUCCACCUUCACAAACUUCAGGUUCACUUGGUACACACACUGAAGAUCUCGGUGACAUUUCUGUUGUUGUUCCACCACAAUAACUGUUUUCUGUUGAAAAAAAAAAAUGAACUGUUGUAAACUGUAGUCUUCCUCUUGGUAUUUCACCUUCCGGAUGAACCUGUAUCUGCUUUUUUAGACUUUGAAUCUUCUUCUCUAAACCAAAUACACUGUAAAAAUGAAUAUGCUUCAUCUAAUCAAUAGAAUUAUGGCAACAGAUUAC
Messenger RNA from Pimephales promelas (fathead minnow), 1778 nucleotides. The record is from RefSeq and is a predicted model, not a curated record. NCBI's taxonomy places the organism in Eukaryota, Metazoa, Chordata, Actinopteri, Cypriniformes, Leuciscidae.